AGUGACGGCCAUAUUUGCCGGUGCUGCUCUGCUGUAAACAAAAAGUGUCUGAGGGAGACAGAGACGCUUCAUUGGAUUUUAGGACGAUUUUUAUUUCUUUAAUUUAUAAUGUCUUUAGGAAUGUCUUACAAGCCCAACCUCCAUCAGCAUGUUCUCGGAACUUCCGUGAACCAAGUUGCUGUUGUUCACUCUACUUCAACAAGCAUAUCAACACUGCAAUCUUACAGGCCAGUAGUGAAUGACUAUGGACCACCAUCUUUCAGCUUUUCACAGAGUUCAAGUGGAAGUCAAGUGCCUCAGAGUAAAUAUGCAGAACUGCUAUCCAUUAUUGAAGAGCUUGGGAAGGAGAUAAGACCAACUUAUGCUGGGAGCAAAAGUGCCAUGGAGAGACUAAAGCGAGGUAUCAUUCAUGCCAGGGGGCUUGUACGUGAAUGCUUGGCAGAAACAGAGAGAAAUGCAAGAUCCUAACAGGCAAAGUGCAAUGUUAUUGAAUUGGACCAACUCUCCAGACUGAAGAUCUACAAGACGAAGCUCUUAGUCAAUACUUUUAUUGGACCAAUAAAAACGAAACUUUUACUUUAUUUUUUAACAGCGAUGGCACAUUGUGCUUUGACCAAAAAAGUGACCUAUGAGCUGUACUUGACAUGAAUUUCCUGGUUUUAUUUGUGCUCCCCUUGGAAAUGCCUAAUUUCAAUAUUGUAUGAAUAAAAAUAAAAAUAAAAACAAAAUGCA
This is a messenger RNA of Oncorhynchus masou masou (cherry salmon), 732 nucleotides long. RefSeq names its product cyclin-dependent kinase 2-associated protein 1-like. Bases 109 to 468 code for a protein of 119 amino acids. Lineage: Eukaryota; Metazoa; Chordata; Actinopteri; Salmoniformes; Salmonidae. The transcript is spliced from 4 exons. The record is from RefSeq and is a predicted model, not a curated record. Gene Ontology annotation, cellular component: cytoplasm; nucleus.